Messenger RNA from Corchorus capsularis, 2703 nucleotides. Lineage: Eukaryota; Viridiplantae; Streptophyta; Magnoliopsida; Malvales; Malvaceae. The record is from the annotation of a GenBank genome assembly.
AUGAAGUUAACAGGUUGGCUAAAAGGACACCAGGUUCGGAUCCUCAUCGACUCAGGUAGCACCCACAACCUGAUUCAACCCCGCCUUGCCAAACAUUUGGGAUUGCUCUUGGAACCUGCUCCCCCCUUUUCAGUAUUGGUCGGUAAUGGCGAAAAACUUCACUGCUUCGGCAAGAUUCCAACCAUUGCAGUCGAGUUACAGGGUCACCAAUUCGAUUUAGAUCUUUAUGUGUUGGACGUUUGGGGUGCUGAAAUUAUUUUAGGAGUCCAAUGGUUAGCUACACUAGGCCCAGUCCUCGCAGACUAUCAGGCCCUUUUCAUGCAAUUUUAUUCCAAUGGGCAGUUAAUUACUUUAAGAGGGGACAAACCAAUUCAAGUGAGUUUUGCUAGUAAAAAAAAAGAUGGUACUUGGCGCUUCUGCGUUGAUUAUCGUGCUCUCAAUGCUGCCACCAUCAAAGACCGUUUCCCUCUACCGACUGUUUAUGAACUUAUUGAUGAGUUACAUGGAGCUAAGGUUUUCUCAAAACUGGAUUUAAGGGCUGGUUAUCACCAAAUUAGAGUGGCUUCAGAGGAUGUCCAUAAAACUGCAUUUCGUACAGUAGAUGGCCAUUAUGAAUUUUUGGUCAUGCCAUUUGGGCUUACAAAUGCUCCGUCGACGUUUCAAGCCAUUAUGAAUGAAGUUUUCAGACCUUAUUUACGACAGUUUGUGCUUGUGUUCUUUGACGAUAUUCUAGUAUACAGCUCUUCUAUGGAGGUCCAUUUGGAACAUCUCUCUAUUGUAUUGAACUUACUAGCUCACCAUCACUUCUAUGCUAAACUAUCCAAGUGUACUUUCGGGCAAACUUCCAUUGAUUAUCUUGGACACAUGAUCGGCGAGCAAGGAGUGCAUGUAGAUCCUUCCAAAAUAUCAGCAGUAACUGCUUGGCCAAUUCCCACGAAUUUGAAGACACUAAGGGGUUUUCUUGGUCUCACAGGCUACUACCGUAAGUUUGUCAAGAAUUAUGCACAUAUAACAGCUCCUCUUACUAAUCUUCUUCGCAAAGAUAGCUUUCAAUGGUCUGAUGAAACAGAAGCAUCCUUCCAGGCUCUAAAAAAUGCACUAACCACUGCCCCUGUUUUGGCGCUACCCGAUUUUUCCUUACCAUUCUCUAUUGAAGCCGAUGCCUCUAAUGUUGCCAUUGGAGCUGUUUUGGCCCAAGCUGGGCACCCCGUGGCUUAUUAUAGCAAGAAAUUGGGUCCUCAAAAGCAGUUAGCGAGCACCUAUGUCCGAGAACUAUAUGCCAUCACCGAAGCAAUUCACAAAUGGAGACAGUACCUAAUUGGUCGUCCUUUUGUAAUUUAUACUGAUCAGCAGAGUAUAAGGAAUAUGAUGAACCAAACGGUUCAAACGCCCGAGCAACAAAAAUGGCUCGUUAAAUUAUUGAGGUUUCAAUACUCAAUUGAGUAUAAGCCAGGCCAUCAAAACAGUGCAGCUGAUGCCUUAUCACGGUGCCACUCUUUACAGGCAACUCAUUUAGCUAUAACUCAGCUUGUUCUAUCCUUCUUGGAGGACCUUCGCAAGUUCUAUCUUGCAACUGAUGAGGGCAAGAAAUUGUGGGCUAAGGGAACUUCUAAGGCUGAUGCCGGUUUCACUACGAUGGAUGGCUUACUUCUUUUCAAAGGCCGAAUUGUUAAAUACGAAACUACAAGGCCAGGGGGAUUGUCUACUCCUCUUCCUAUUCCAACUCAGAUAUGGCCGGACAUCGCCAUGGAUUUCAUCACCAACUUACCUGCUUCUCAUGGGAAGACUGACAUAUGGGUAAUCGUAGACAGGCUAACCAAAUAUGCGCACUUUAUUGCACUGCCCUCUUCUUAUACAGCUUCGCAAUUAGCAGAAAUCUUUUGUAAAGAUGUAUGCAAAUUGCAUGGUAUGCCUGCUUCAAUUGUCAGUGAUAGAGAUCCAAAGUUCAUGAGUAAUUUCUGGUCGGAACUAUUCAAACUGCAAGGCACCAAGCUCCUCCACAGCAGCGCUUAUCACCCUCAGUCCGAUGGACAAUCGGAGGUUCUAAAUAGGUGUCUCCAGACAUAUUUGAGAUGUUUUGCUAGUGAGAAACCUCGUUUGUGGACCAAAUUCCUACAUUGGGCAGAAUAUUCUUAUAACACAUCUUUUCAUACAGCAGCUGGAUUAACUCCUUUUGAAGAUGUAUAUGGAAGAUCACCACUUACUGUUCUGUCUUAUUUACCUGGAGCCACUAAGGUCGCUAAAUUGGAAGAGAGCCUCGUGGAGAGACAACAGAUCCUGACCUUACUCAAAAACAAUUUGGAAAGAGCACAAAACCGCAUGAAAAUGCAGCAUGACCAUCACCGCACUGAGAAGCAAUUUGAAGUUGGAGAUUUGGUACUUUUGCGUUUGCAACCUUAUCGACAGAUUUUUGUUAGCAAAAGAUCCUCGCAGAAGCUGGCUAAGCGAUUUUUUGGUCCCUUUGAAGUCUUGAGAAAGUUGGGACCAGUUGCUUAUGAAUUAAAGUUACCGCCCGAGGCUAAGAUACAUCCUGUAUUCCAUGUGUCAUUGCUGAAAAGGUACUAUGGUUCAUCCCCUGUAAACCAUGCUUCUUUGCCUUCGACUUUUGUUGAAGAUAAACCAGUCCUGGAACCAAUGGCUGUGUUAGAUUGCCGCGAGACUGUUACCAAUGGAAUCACUAACAAACAGUUUCUGGUGCAAUGA